AUGGGACAGAACAGGCUUUUUUUCUGGACUGGUCGGUACCGAAAUUCUCAAGGGACGACAAGGACGAAGAAGAAGUCGGGUUUGAAAUCAAACCGCCGAUACCUUCUCAGUUCGUUAGCCUUGCAGAUGACUGCAAAUGCCGGUUCCGAUGACCUUCACUUUUGCCGAGAAUCCUUUUUACCAAGAAACGAAGCGGGACCCUCAUGCAUGCAUGCUGUUAUGCGUCUCCAAGACAAACAUGAAGACGAGGAGCUUGCUUCAGGUUACCAAGUUUUCAGUUUUCUAUUAUUGUGGUUCAGCGGUCGAUACCCAAGUCUGCAAUGGGCGCUUCAGGUAAGCAACUGGGUAAAGCUCAGGUCCAGAGAAUGGAAAAGGGACGCAGCCAACUGA
Paracoccidioides lutzii Pb01 is the source of this 390-nucleotide messenger RNA. RefSeq lists its product as hypothetical. The coding region runs from base 1 to 390 and encodes 129 amino acids. The transcript has 2 exons. The record is from RefSeq and is a predicted model, not a curated record.